This is a messenger RNA of Nerophis lumbriciformis (worm pipefish), 1893 nucleotides long. Lineage: Eukaryota; Metazoa; Chordata; Actinopteri; Syngnathiformes; Syngnathidae. The record is from RefSeq and is a predicted model, not a curated record.
AUGAGCCAAGGCGCCGAGGUCGUUUGUGAGGGUUGGCUGCGAAAAUCACCGCCGGAAAAAAAGCUUCGGCGUUACGCAUGGAAGAAGCGCUGGUUUAUGUUGCGCAGCGGUCGGCUGAGCGGCGAGCCAGACGUUCUGCAGUAUUUCAAAAACCCUCAUUCCCGAAGGCCCAUUGGAACCAUCGACUUAAACCUGUGCGAGCAGGUCGACGCCGGGCUGUCGUUCACCAAGAAAGAAUUGGAGAAGAGCUUUGUGUUUGACCUGAAGACAGAGGAGAGGACGUGGUACCUUGUGGCCGAGUCAGAGGACGACAUGAACCGCUGGGUGGCGUCCAUCUGUCUACUAUGUGGUUUCAACCCAACACAACAGGUCCCUGGCAGCCCUACCGUUGCUGUGGUAACACAAUCCGCCCCGCCCCCUCGUCACCCUGUCAGCUUGCGCUCCCUGGAAACAUCAAGCGGCCACAUGCCGGAAGACUACCUGUGGCUGGCGCAGUGCCAAAGUGGUGUAAGGCCACCUGAAGCUUCGUCCCCCUCUCUUGACAGUGACAAUAGUGACCAUCUAUUCCCUCCUUCGUCUUCCACCUCUUCUUCCUCUUCACCAGUCACUCUGUCCACCAGCCUUCCGUCGUCUACCUCCCGUACGGCACCAUGGGUGGCCGCCCUCAGCCAGCCUCUGGACUGCAGAGGGACUCCUCACCUCCAGAGAGGAGGUGGCAAGCCUCGAUGUCACGCCUCCCCUCACCCUAAGAAGCACUCGAUGGAUUUCCACCUCCGUCCCGUGGACAUCCCCCUUAGUGGCUCGGCAUCCAUACUUCAGCCGGCCCCUGCUCUGCGGCCCUCCUCGACCCCUAGCCUGGCUGUCCUAAACCGGGAGAAGCUCUGCACCUCCUCCCCAACCCCUCCGCCACGCCCACCUAAGCCUGUCGCCAUUGCAAAACAAGGACAGAGUCCCGCAGGAGGUAACUCACCUGGUUGUUCGCCGUCAGGCUGCGAGUCACUACCGGACCGAGCGGGAACGUUUAACUUCAGCGAGAGCUUCAACAGCUACUUUUCCAACAAAGGCAUGGUGCUGCUGGGCAGUGUUUGUACUGAAGACGAGGUAGACGAAAACUACGCUCCUAUGAGCGCCGCCACCACGGAACCGCCGUUCGCGGCACGACUCUCUGAGGCAUCCGUCCAUCAUCAGGAGGCCAACUAUGUCCACAUGACUCCAGUUGCUACUCACCACCCUGCCGCAGCGGAUCCACAGUCUUACUGUAGGCAGGUCCCUGCACUCCACAAGACCGUGGCCCGGGAGACAGAACCGCCACCGCCGCCUCCCAUCCACCGUGAUCUAAAGCCACAAUGCAACAGAAAACCAGCUCCUCUGAACCUCCUCCCAGUGCAGCAGAAUUGGCAGGAAGUUCCGCCCCCUGUGCAUUCACCAGUCACUCGAACCUUCACAAGAGACCCGCCCAAUCACCAUAUGGACAAGCCUACCUGCCGCAGUUCGCCCCCCUCCUCCGAUUCGGAUGAUCCCGAUGACAGCUAUGUCGCCAUGACUACCGCCGGUCUUGGUUUCAUGACAGGAGAGCCGUCGCUGAGGCUCAUGCUACACCGGGCCUCGGAGGGCGGGGCCAGCAGCCCGUUGGCUUGGCGAGCCACAGCCAACAAACAGGUGGAGUACCUGGACCUGGACCUGUAUACAGUACGAUCGACACCAACAAGACAGAAACGAUGCCCUGACGAAGUUGGCGGCAGCGGCGAGACGCUGGCAGUCAAGGAAUGCAGCCGGGGCAUGCGUGUGGACUAUGUGGUGGUGGAUCCCAAAAGGACAAAGGCCCUGAAGAACACCAGAGAGGCGUGGCAUGAUGGAAGGAUGUCCACAGAGAAGUGCAAAGAACACAGCUGA